AUGAGGGACUCCUGUAGAAGAAACUAUCACCCUGGCCAGGAAAUCGCCAUUGAUGAGAAUGGUUUGCUUCAAAGCCCGCGCACUGGUCUGAAACAAUACAUGAAAAACAAGCCUGUUCGCUGGGGUUAUAAACUCUUUGUUCUGGCAGACUCCAGGAACGGUUAUACAUGGGACUUUUUUGUUUAUGAGGGAAAGUGUCAGGGAAACAGUGGUAAGGGACUCAGUUAUGAGGCAGUGAUGGAGCUAAUUGAUGUACAGUUGCUGGGCACUGGCUAUAAGGUCUUUGUGGACAAUUUUUAUACAAGUCCAAUCCUGUUUCGUGACCUCCUUCUUAAGAGGAUCUGGGCAUGCGGAACCAUCCGCACAAACAGAAUCGGAUUCCCAAGGUCAAAGGUCAACAUUCUGGUCUCAAAAUCUCCCCGUGGCAGCAUACGCUGGAUCAGGAAUGGCUCCUUGCUCUUUGUUCAGUGGCGAGACACAAGGGAUGUUUUUCUGUGCUCAACUCUCCACAGGGCCCACGCAGAGGACACAGUGCAGAGGAGGGUCAAAGGUGCAGAUGGGCAGUGGCAGCUGAAGGACGUCUCAGUUCCACCAGUGGUGAAGGACUACAACCGGUGCAUGGGUGGAGUGGACCACUCAGAUGCCCUCAUAGGGUAUUACAAAGUCCUGCAAAAGACCCAACGGUGGUACAAGACUCUGUUUUACCACUUCAUGGACAUCGCACUUGUGAACGCCUUCCUCCUCCAGAAGGACCUUGCCAAUUGGUAA
This is a messenger RNA of Perca fluviatilis (European perch), 768 nucleotides long. RefSeq names its product piggyBac transposable element-derived protein 4-like. The record is from RefSeq and is a predicted model, not a curated record. The transcript has 2 exons. Lineage: Eukaryota; Metazoa; Chordata; Actinopteri; Perciformes; Percidae. The coding region runs from base 1 to 768 and encodes 255 amino acids.